AUGGUCCUCGAUGCUGCCAUUGAUUUCAGCGAACAAGAUCCAUCUGCUGAAGCAUUCGGAUCUCUCGGUGGACAGGAGUUACCACCGAUGGCUGCAGAUAAUGUUCCCCCUGUCCCCACAGGUGGUCCUAUCGGUACAGCGGUAGUGCUGCCAACUACUCAUGAAGCUCCCACAUUUUGUAUCCCCGUAAUCGACACAGCCCUUAAGUUCAUUCAUGAACUAAAGUCGAACCCACUAGUGAUAGACGAGAAGCUUGACAAAGGCACACAAUGGCGGCUCCAUCAUCCUCUCACUGAACCGAUGGCGUUGACUCCAGAUGAACAGCUUUCAAUCAAGCUGUUCCUUGCAGAUACAGACGGCUCUGAAAAGAUAUACAAUGAGGUGCGAGAGGCAAUUCUGGAGUGGCAUCCAGAGGACAAGAUCCUUACGCAUCACUGUGUCAAGAGGAAGGUUGCAGAAAUCAGCGGCAUCACUCCAAUCCUUGAGGAUAUGUGCCCGAACAGCUGUAUCAGCUAUACCGGCCCAUUCAAAGACCUCGACAUUUGUCCCUACUGUCACAAACACUGCUAUGAUCCUAUUCUUCUCGCUUCAUGUGGAGAUAAAAAGCCACGCCAGCAAUUCAAUACCUUUCCUGUUGGACCCCAGAUCCAGGCACGAUUUCGCUCACCUGAGAGCGUCGCUGACAUGCAGCAUCAGAAGCAAAUCAUGGCAGAUGUUCUUGCAGAGCUUCAGCUGUCCGGAAAGUUGGAUAUCAUCGAGGAUAUUCCUCAUGGGUCAGACUUCUGGGAUGCCUAUCAACAUGGUCAGAUUGCACCAGAUGAUGUCUGCCUGAUUUUCUCCAUGGAUGGAGCACAGCUAUACGAGCACAAGGCAUCCAAUUGCUGGAUUUAUAUCUGGAUUUUGGUUGAUGUCUCUCCAGACAAGCACUAUAAGAAGAAGUAUAUCAUGCCAGGUGCCAUCGUACCGGGUCCUAACAAGCCAAAAAAUUCAGAUUCAUUAUUGUUCCCAGGUUUGCAUCAUGUCACUGCACUUCAAAAUGAAGGUUUGGCAAUUUGGGAUGCUUCUCAGGAUGUCACAUUUAAGUCACAUCCGUGGAUUUUCUUAGCUGAAGCUGAUGCCAUUGGUGCACCUGAAUUAACUGGCUAUGUCGGCCACCACGGCAAAAAGGGAUGCCGGAAUAGAUGUGGGCGCAAGGGUCGCAGAAAGCCGGGAGGUUCACACUACUAUGCCGUGUGUCUUAAGCCUGACAAUUAUAGUGAACAUGGUUGUGACGACGAUGACUAUGAGCCAUCCGAUCUGCCGACUGCAUCACCUGCACAGUACAAGCAAGAUUUACUCUCCAUUCAGGCUUCGACAUCGACAUCUAACUAUGAAGCACGGCGGCUCGAGACUGGACUCUCCAAGUCUAGUAUCUUUUGUGGCUUGGCACCGAGUUGUACCCUUCCCGUUCCCCUUCUAUUCCCUGGAGACAUCAUGCAUCUCUUCGGAAUAAAUAUUCCAGAUCUUCUCCAAAAGCUCUGGCGUGGUCUCAUGGAAUGUGACACAAAGAAUGAGGAUAGCUGUUACAAAGCUCCUCUCUGA
This is a messenger RNA of Sparassis crispa, 1581 nucleotides long. RefSeq lists its product as hypothetical. The transcript is spliced from 2 exons. NCBI's taxonomy places the organism in Eukaryota, Fungi, Basidiomycota, Agaricomycetes, Polyporales, Sparassidaceae. The coding region runs from base 1 to 1581 and encodes 526 amino acids. The record is from RefSeq and is a predicted model, not a curated record.